AUGUUUGCCAGUAGAAAACUAGUGGAGACGGCACUUGGCGAGGUGAAAAAGAAAUUCGUGAAGGUGGUGUCGGCCAAAUUGCCGUUCGACGGGCCCGAAUUCGAUUUGGUUCAGUACAGGUGUAGAAAUGUGUGUGUUUUGUCCGGAUUCACAAGAUUUUCUUUGAGAAAAAAAAUGCAACGUUCGUUUUGAUGAAAAUUUCACUUUUGACCGGAAAAUUUGCUAUUUCAACGGCAAACGAACGAUUUUUCAGCUAUUCGACAACACUGUGAUCGGCGGAAAAUACUCGCGGGCCUCGCUUUGCGUGGAUGCGACACGGGCGCUCCAGCCGCAUUUACGCGACGAAACACAAGAGUUGAAGGCUGUUUGUGAGGCGGCCGCCACAUUGGAAAUUGUACGUUUCGCGGAAAAUCGAAGUUCUGCCAGUUUUUGUGGCUUUUCUUAUGCUUUUCAUGACAAAUUGUUCAGAUCCAAAGUUUCUACCUGAUCGCCGACGACAUAAUGGACGGCUCGGAGAUGCGGCGCGGCAAACCGUGCUGGUACCGGCGCGAAGGCGUCGGAAUGUCGGCGAUCAACGACGCGUUUAUCAUGGACUCGUUCGUGGAGGACGUGCUGCGGAUCUCGCUACCCGGCCACGUCAACGUGGACCGUCUGUGCGAGGCGUACCGUCGAUCGAAGCAGAAAACGCUGAUCGGACAGGUGCUCGACACGUCGUCCGUCCACCAGAUCCGCUCGUUCACGUGGGACCGCUACGAGCUGAUGGUCGAGAAUAAGACGUCGCAUUACACGGUCUACCACCCGCUCCAGAUGGCCCUGCUCAUUUCGGACGUGCUCGCCUACCACGGCGCCGUCAAAAAGGCCGCCUAUCAGAUCGGAUUCCUGUUCCAGUCCCAGGAUGAUUUCCUGGACGUGUACGGCGAUCCGAAGGUGACCGGAAAGAUCGGAACGGACAUUCAGGACGGAAAGUGCACGUGGCUGGCCGUACGCGCGUUGCAAAAAAUGCAGACGGCGCAGAAGACGGCGCUUUUCGACGAGUUUGCCACAAAUUUCGGGUCGGCCGACACGGAAAAGGUUGAAAAAGUGAAGGCGAUUUAUGAGGAAUUGCAGUUGAGAGACGAGUUUCGACGAUUCGAGACGCACUUUUCACAAGAGGUAUUUUUUACAACCGUUUUCCUACAUUGCUCAUUUUUCAGAUCAAAAAGAGCAUUGCCGAAAUUCCGGAUGUGAUUGAACCGCUGCGGCCGGUGCUCGACGGAUUUGUGACGAAAUUGGUGAAAAGAAACGCCUGA
This is a messenger RNA of Caenorhabditis sp. 36 PRJEB53466, 1289 nucleotides long. Lineage: Eukaryota; Metazoa; Nematoda; Chromadorea; Rhabditida; Rhabditidae. The record is from the annotation of a GenBank genome assembly.